This is a messenger RNA of Nematolebias whitei (Rio pearlfish), 1962 nucleotides long. Its product is annotated as mitogen-activated protein kinase kinase kinase 7. NCBI's taxonomy places the organism in Eukaryota, Metazoa, Chordata, Actinopteri, Cyprinodontiformes, Rivulidae. The record is from RefSeq and is a predicted model, not a curated record. Bases 71 to 1273 code for a protein of 400 amino acids. Gene Ontology annotation, molecular function: MAP kinase kinase kinase activity; ATP binding; magnesium ion binding. The transcript is spliced from 11 exons. Gene Ontology annotation, biological process: protein phosphorylation; positive regulation of canonical NF-kappaB signal transduction; JNK cascade.
ACUUCUGGUGGCAGGUGGCACGGUGCUGAAGAUCUGUGACUUUGGAACAGCUUGUGACAUUCAAACCCACAUGACCAACAACAAAGGAAGCGCUGCUUGGAUGGCUCCAGAGGUAUUUGAAGGUAGCAAUUACAGUGAGAAGUGUGAUGUUUUCAGCUGGGGAAUCAUUCUCUGGGAAGUGAUUACUCGUAGAAAGCCAUUUGAUGAAAUUGGAGGACCGGCAUUUCGCAUUAUGUGGGCUGUGCACAAUGGAACAAGACCUCCACUGAUCAACAAUUUGCCCAAACCCAUUGAGAGCCUGAUGACUCGCUGCUGGUCUAAAGACCCCUCUCAGAGGCCUUCUAUGGAGGAGAUAUUAAAGAUAAUGUCUCAUCUAAUGAAGUAUUUCCCAGGAUCUGAUGAGCCUCUGCAAUAUCCAUACCAGUAUUCAGACGAGGGACAGAGCAACUCUGCAACCAGUACAGUUUCAUAUGCAGAUUAUACUGGCACCAGCACAAGCAGCAGAAGUGAUGGAAAUAUGGAACACAGUGGUGAUUCUCAAGGAAGCAAUGACACUAUCAAGAUGACAUCUCACUUUGCACCUCAUUUUAAAUCAAAGGGAGACCCUUUCAGAUCUCUGCCUUUGUCCAGAGGGGGCAGUGUUGAAAGCCUGCCAACUCGAACUCAGUGCUUGGCAUCCUCAGACAGCAAAAGAAUGAGCACUGACCUAUCAGAGCUGGAGCCCAAAAUGUCGUUUGCACCUGCAGCCACAUGUGAGGCUCAGAGACGUCGGUCUGUGCAGGAUCUGCCCGCCAUUGGCACAGAGUCCAACCAGGGUAGCAGGAACUCGAGCCGGUCCUCUAGUCCAAGUGUGAGGAUGAUGCCUCCUGACAAAACAAGUAGCAGAGGCUUCUUCUCCCCUGAUGAACCCACAGAUACCAACAGUUCAGAUAACUCCAUUCCUAUGGCUUAUCUCACUUUGGAUCACCAGCUUCAGCCUCUAGCUCCCUGCCCAAACUCCAAAGAGUCCAUGGCUGUGUUUGAGCAGCACUGCAAGAUGGCCCAAGAAUACCUGAAAGUGCAAACCGAGAUUGCCCUGCUAAACCAGAGGAAGAAGGAGCUUAUCGCUGAACUGGACCAAGAUGAGAAGGACCAGCAGAACACUUCACGUCUUGUGCAGGAGCACAAAAAAUUGCUGGAGGAGAACAAAAGUCUGUCCACAUACUACCAGAAAUGCAAAAAACAGCUGGAACUGAUCCGAGUGCAGCAACAGAAGAGACAGGGCACAUCCUGAGGAGACCUCACCGUCCUCCUUGUUCCUACGCUGCAACACAUAAUUCAUUCAGUUCAAUCAGGAAGCAUCUGUUUUUAAACACACAGACUUGCAACAGUGUUUCCCCUAGGUCACUUACCUUGGCAGGGUGCUCAUCUCCGUGAGUUUUGUCGAUGUGGGAGUGGGGUGGAGACGGAGACAGAUAUGUCUGUGUUGCGUGCUGUUUGUGCCAACAGUUGUGGACCAGGGGGUCUGAAGGAAAUCGCUCAGCGCUACCUCUGUAGCUUUUUAGCUACUGUGUCUGUAAUGGGCGCCACUAGCUUAGCGUUACGGCAGUGCCGUCAGUUGUCGGGGUAGGGGGACAGUUCAGUAGGCAGGGUGCUCAGUUCUGUUGACAGGGCGGGGCACCCUCCUUGGACAAUGGUAGGGGAAACUCUGUUGCAUGUUGUACUGUAAAGUAGACAUCUGAUCUCCAUACAUACAUCUCCUGAAGAACACAGUCCCAUCAUUCCCAUCCUGCUGAGCCCAAACCCAUCACUACGCUUCACCACAGACCAGGAUGGGUGCUGUCUGCUGAAAAUGAUGGUGGCUAAUGAACACAGCAAGCUCCUUUCUUUGUGCUUCCAGGUUUCAGUGACUGACGCCCUUUAAUGUGAAAACCGAGAAGGUCUUCCAACGAAACAUGCAAGUUUAUCUACAGCUUCCCCAAA